GGGGGAUUGUGGAACUUGUAGGCAACGCCUAAAUCCGGAAGAAAACAACAGCUCCCAGAGUUCACCUUUGCCUAGCUUUAUUACACUGUUCAUGGCGUCUGGUCGAGGGACAGGUCGCCGUCUGACAAACAGAUAGGCCGUUCACUUUAACGGUUUUGUGUUGACUGUCUCAGUGAGACACGAUGGAGGUGGACAGUGUCAAAGUGGAGGAUGAGAGGCGUUUGACGGUGCUGAGGUUUGAAGCUGCCGUCAAAGUGAUCAAGAGUUUGCCCCCCGAUGGUCCCUUUCAGCCCUCCAACGACAUGAUGCUCAAGUUCUACAGUUACUACAAACAAGCCACUGUGGGCGCGUGCAAUAUACCCCGACCUGGCUUUUGGGAUGCAGUUGGCAAAGCAAAAUGGGAUGCAUGGAACUCUCUCGGAGAUAUGCCAAAAGAAGAAGCAAUGGCAGCGUAUGUUGAUGAAAUGAAGCUGAUCCUGGAGGGCAUGCCCAUGUCAGACGAGGUGGAGGAGCUCCUUCGCGUCCUCGGCCCGUUCUAUGAGCUGAUCGAGGAGAAGAAAAAGAUCACACAGAUAUCAGACCUGAGCACAGGGUUUGGCGCAAUGUUGAAUUCAGCAUCAUCGAAGAGCGUCGCAAAGAGCAUCGUCAGAACGAUGGAAAUGAACGGCACUCUGGAGACUCGUCCAUCCAGACUCAAGUCAAAGGAAAAGUCCGAUGAAGAAACACCAGAGGAGGAAGAAGAUGAGGAUGAGGAGGACGAGGAGGAGGAAGAAGUGGUGAUAAGGGACGUCAAAAAAGACAAGAAAUCAGCAGCUUCGCAGCCAAAGAAGAAAGGUUCAGCCAGGAGACACAAAGUCCCCCUGUCCAACGGUAAAGUGGCCAACGGGGUCGUCCAUCUGACCAAUGGGAGUCAUUCGAGAGCUGCUCUGAACAGUGACAACUCUCAGGAGGGUUCAGUUGGCGAGCCUCUGCUCAACGGUCACCACGCAGAUCCCGGUGUAGAUGUGACUGGUCCCAGCCACCUGGCCAGUGACUCAGACAGCGAAGUCUACUGUGAUUCUGUGGACCAGUUCGGCCAGGAAGAGAACUCAGAGCAUAACCGCUCUUUGGACGACCUGGAGGAAGAGGAGAACCACGUCCUGCCGCCGCUAGAGGAGCCCCAGGCGACUCAGGAGCUCCAGGAGGAUGUUCACGGUGCACCACAGGGCAUCAGGUGUGGAGGAGAAGAUGGAGAGAACAGUGGAGCGAUGUCACAGAGACAGAGACUGAACGUAGACAUGCCGAGCAGCUCUUUGGUCAGAAGAGGAAGAGGCUCCAGGUCUCCGGGCCGCGGCUCUGGAUCUCUGAUGCCUGCGUACAGUGGAGGAGACGGGGACGGGGACCGCUGGGGAGGAGCGGGAACACCUGGGGGGAGCCUGAAUGAGCAGAUAGUGGUGGCGCUGGCGAGACUGCAGGAGGACAUGCAGAGCGUUCUGGAGAGGCUGCACACCCUCGAGGCUCUGACCGCGAGCCAGGCGAGAUCAAUGUCUCUGUCUCCAACUUAUGCAUCACCCCCGGUGAAUAAGAGGAGUCAGAAACCAUCCUGGUGGCCUUUCGACAUUUCUCCGACCAGUUUGGCUUUUGCUGUUAUUUGGCCAUUUGUGGUACAGUGGCUUAUUCGCCUAUACAUGCAGCGGAGAAGAAGACGAAUCAACUGAACUUGCUCUCAUCUAAAAACCCAUGGGCACAGACGAUGAAGAGGAGUCCUCUAAAUGUCUCCGGUUGGGUUGCUAAUGGCUGUAACUCCCCCCUGCUUAGACCCACAGCCCAGUAAUUUGCUUUUGCACUAUUAAGAAGGCAUCUAGAGUAAUGAGUGGGAGGAUGAUUCCUCUGGAGCGUGUUGUACUGCAGAUGUGGAAUCAGAUAGAAACAUGAAUGUAUGGGCUCAGAGCCUGCGAUUAUACACCCUUUUUAAGAUGAUCCCACUAUACUGGAAUAUUUUUCUGUGUAAGAAAUGGUUUAUGUCGAGAGGAGGAACCCACAGAGGGGAUGUUGUCAGCGUGUUUAUAAACCAACUACAGCAGCUUCCCCAUUACUUCCAUGGCUAAGGCUGUGUUGCACAUAAAAUGGGCCCGAUACUUAAGUUUGAGCGUAAUGCUUGAUGUGGUUAUCAAUUGUCACAGUUCACUUUCAUUAGUUGCCCAGUUAAUGCUGCUAUGAUAAAAUUUAAUAACUGUAGUUUAGAGGGGAGGAUUGAAUGUAACAAUAUAUUGAUGUGUGUAAUUCUUUUAAACUCUUUAUAAUAAGUUAAUAUUUAUUGCUUUUAGCAAGUUAUAAUGAAGGCAUUACCGGCCAGAUUUCAGCUGUAUGAAUGAGGUUUAUGUUUAAAAUGACUAAAUAUUGUUUAUGGAAGUGUAAUGCAUUCACUUGAGAAGAAAAAAAAGAAUAUUAUCUAAAAAAUGUAACGAAAUAAUGUUGUAAAUUCUUGUUUUUCUGAAUUAACUAUGUAAUCUAGUAAAUUCUCACAAGCUGUCAUAAAUUCCUGUUGAGAAGAGAAAAUGUAAAUUCUUGUUUUUCUAAAUUAAGAAGAUAAUGGGGCAAAUUCAGUUUUUUCUAAAUUAAGAAGAUGAUGGCCUAAAAUUUGUGUUUCUGAGUCAAAAUUCUCAUUUUCUGAAUUAAUAAGAAUUUCUUAGAUUCAUUUGUUGUAAAAUCUCACUUUUCUGAGUUAACAAGAUAAUGUGCACUCUUGUUUCUUUAACCUAGUUAGAUAAUCUUUUGAAUUUGCCUUUUUCCAAACUAACGAGAUGUAACAAGACAUUGUAAAUUCCAAUUUUUCUGAAUUAACGAGAUAACCUCAGAAAUUCUCAUUUCCCGAAUUAAAAAAAUAAUAGCCUACAUUUUCAUUUUUUGCAGUCACGAGAUAAUAAUCUUAUUAAUUUAAAAAAAAAAACAGCUGCUUUUUCUUCUCAACCGGAUGUAUUUCACUUCCGCAGGUUUGCAUAGUUUAGACAAGGUUAGUGAAACGUUGUCGUCAGCUGUCCUGCUGCAUAUCAGUCUGUGCUUUACGUCCAAGUGGACUCCCACUUAAAAUUGUUUUCCAAAUAGAAGUGCCUCAACAUCAUAAGGUACAUUCAUACUGUAGCUGGUGUUAUGAUUUCGUACAUUCACAUAUUGUAGCAUAACUGUUCCAGUGCUGGACCAAAUUCACAUGAAUCAUAACUACCUAGUGAGCCAUAAGGUGGUGAGAAUAUCCAACAGCGUCAUUGUCCACUCAGAUAUCUGAUUAUUGAUGCUUAACACUUGUCGCCGUCUGUGUUGUUUACGCUGUCAAGUUUUUGUAUAUCGUAUAAUUUUAACGUGUGAUGUAAUAUGUUUGUACAAAUAAUUGUGGAAAGAUUUUGUGUGAGUGAUAAUAAUCAUAAAUUGUUUGCAAAGCUGUGAGAUCCGUGUAAAUUGUAAACAAUAGCUGUACAGUUCAGAUUAAAAUGCAGUAUUUUAAUUGCAUUCCCAUGUAUUAUUAAUAUAGAGUUCUAUAUCAUUUACAAAGGUUUGCAUCUGCAAUAGCACUAAUCUUUCCAGAGCCAUUAUGUUUUAAUAAAAAAAAGUAAUAGUUUACCUUUCUACUGAAAUGUACUAAGGCUUUCUCACCCUCUCUGCCUGUGGAUAGAGUGGUGUUUGCAUGUGAUAAUCCAAGCCUCAAAUAAAGUUUUCAGAAAGCA
Plectropomus leopardus (leopard coralgrouper) is the source of this 3698-nucleotide messenger RNA. RefSeq names its product acyl-CoA binding domain containing 5a (gene acbd5a). The record is from RefSeq and is a predicted model, not a curated record. Gene Ontology annotation, cellular component: cytoplasm; peroxisome. Gene Ontology annotation, biological process: fatty acid metabolic process; pexophagy. Gene Ontology annotation, molecular function: fatty-acyl-CoA binding. Lineage: Eukaryota; Metazoa; Chordata; Actinopteri; Perciformes; Serranidae.